AUGAUUGCUGAAAAAAUGAAAGCUAAGUCGUCUGAUAAAAAUCCAAAUGUGAAACUUGGCCAAAAUGUAAGACUGAAAGUACCGGACAUUGACAGAGCUAAAACUGACCCGAAAAGCAUCAUUGCAGUUGUAAUAGAUGUAAAGGACAACGAGUUUUACCAACUAGGUACCAAUAUUGGAGUACUAAAACAGCUUUACACACAGAAUCAGUUUACCUCAUGCUCUGAAGAUUUUAUUACGAUAGAAGAUGUUGUUAAAGAGAAAGAAGUGAGUCUUCGCGAAGUUGUUGGAAAAUUGUCGUUGACUGGAGGACAAGGAUUCAAAAAAUGUAACUGUCUCAAAAAAUGCUUGUCGAAGAAAUGCGCUUGCAAGUCAUCAGGAUUACUUUGUAAUUCUAAGUGCCACAAUAGCACUCCGUGUUGUAACAAAUAA
Molecule: messenger RNA, 432 nt
Organism: Amyelois transitella
Lineage: Eukaryota; Metazoa; Arthropoda; Insecta; Lepidoptera; Pyralidae
Exons: 1
Coding region: 1-432 (143 amino acids)
Source: RefSeq, a predicted model, not a curated record